CAGAAGAAGGAUUUCAGCGUGUUUAUGUUGUUCAAGGGUUUACUGCUUGUCUUGCUGCGAUCAAAUCUUAUCCACAAUCUAAAUAACAUUGUUUUUAUGUAGUUUAUUGGUGUUAAUAUACGAGUGUACGCCGUUUGCGAUGAAGCUAAAAGAGUUAGAAAGCUGCCUACAGCAGGUGGACACGUUUGAAAAACCCAAAAUCCUUCUGGAACAGUAUCCAACCAGUCCUCACAUUGCUGCGUGCAUGCUUUACACGAUCCACUCUACAUUUGAUGACAUCGAGGGUAAACUGGUGGCAGACCUGGGAUGUGGUUGCGGAGUCCUCAGCAUCGGGGCUGCGAUGCUGGACGCAGGCUUGUGUGUUGGCUUUGACAUUGACGACGAGGCGCUGGAGAUAUUCAGGAGAAAUGCUGAAGAAUUUGAGACCUCCAAUGUGGAUCUGGUCCAGUGUGACCUGUGCUGUCUGCAGGGAGAGACUUAUGCACAAAGGUUUGACACUGUGAUCAUGAAUCCGCCUUUUGGUACAAAACACAACCAAGGUAUAGAUAUGAAGUUCCUUCGAGCUGCUUUAACUAUGGCAACGACAGCUGUGUAUUCACUUCACAAAACAUCGACACGAGAGCACAUAGAGAAAAAAGCCAACGACUGGGGAGUAAAGAUGGACGUUGUUGCAGGUUUGUUGAGUACAAAGUCGCAGCUUUUCUUAAAUGAAAAUGUUCAAACUGACCAUUUGACUUCUCUACAGAGCUACGAUAUGAUUUGCCGGCUUCCUACAAGUUUCACAAGAAGAAAUCGGUUGACAUCCAGGUGGACUUCAUACGGUUCUCCAAAACCUGAAAAGCUUUUUCUGGAAUGGAUUUAAGUUGCCUCUACAUAUUCAAUAUUAAUAAUAAAUGUUUUUACUACAAAAAAGAAAAGAAAAACUGAA
This is a messenger RNA of Austrofundulus limnaeus, 928 nucleotides long. RefSeq names its product methyltransferase 5, N6-adenosine (gene mettl5). The coding region runs from base 140 to 862 and encodes 240 amino acids. The record is from RefSeq and is a predicted model, not a curated record. Gene Ontology annotation, molecular function: nucleic acid binding; rRNA (adenine-N6-)-methyltransferase activity. The transcript has 6 exons. Gene Ontology annotation, biological process: rRNA methylation. Lineage: Eukaryota; Metazoa; Chordata; Actinopteri; Cyprinodontiformes; Rivulidae.